Sporisorium graminicola is the source of this 1638-nucleotide messenger RNA. RefSeq lists its product as uncharacterized. Gene Ontology annotation, cellular component: fungal-type vacuole membrane. Gene Ontology annotation, molecular function: calcium:proton antiporter activity. The coding region runs from base 1 to 1638 and encodes 545 amino acids. The record is from RefSeq and is a predicted model, not a curated record. Gene Ontology annotation, biological process: calcium ion transmembrane transport; intracellular calcium ion homeostasis. Lineage: Eukaryota; Fungi; Basidiomycota; Ustilaginomycetes; Ustilaginales; Ustilaginaceae. The transcript has a single exon.
AUGUCCUCGUCAACACCGACCAACGAGGCGGUCGACUCGGCGCCGGCAACUGCCGCAGUCACCAACAAUCCCACAACGGAUCAGCCGUCGACGACACCGAGCUCGGACAACCCUUACUCAUCCGCCAAACCAGCACUGACCAUGGCGACCCCAAGAGCGUCCAAUGCAAGCAGCAGUCAGGUCACACAGCGCCCCAAGCGCGCCACCAUCGCCGACUCGGAGCCGGACAUGCUCGAAAAGGGACAAGCCUCAUCAUCCAACGAAGGUUCCUCUGCAAUGUCUCGUACCCUCUCGCCCGAGCCUGCUUCGUCUGCUGCCACUCGAAAGCGCGGGCUGGAUCGCGACCAGUCGUCGAUUCGCGAAGGUCUGGGCGGUCCGUUUGCUGGGCCACCACGAAGAGCUACCAUGGAGUCGAGAGCAACGCUGCGACGUUCUUUCACCGAGUUAUUCACGCCAGAGCAUCGGCUGGCAAAGCCACCCGGAACGCUCGUGUCGCUGAAAAAUAUCCUCUUCGGCUCGUUCCUCAACGUUCUAUUGGUGAUGAUCCCCGUUUCUUGGGUGUUGCGCUUUGCCCUCGACCAGAGCGUCAUCAAGAACUGCAUCGCGGUGUUCGUCACUUCGUUCCUUGCCAUCAUGCCACUCGCCACCAUCCUCUCGCAGGCGACCGAAGAGAUGUCCCUGCGUGUGGGUGAGACGAUCGGUGGUCUGAUUAAUGCUUCGUUGGGCAACGCGGUCGAGUUGAUCGUGGCGAUUGUAUCGCUAUUCCAUUGCGAGCUCAUCGUCACGCAAACGUCGUUGCUCGGGUCGAUUCUGUCGAAUCUGCUGCUCGUGCUAGGCACGUGUUUCUUCGUUGGAGGUCUGCGCGUCAAGGAGCAGGUUUUCCUCGAAGCACCGACGCAGCUCAACACGUCGCUCCUCAUGAUGGCGGUGAUCUCGCUCGUGAUCCCAUCGGCGUUCCAUGCUGUUCUGGGGGAUAUUGCAGACGACACGGAGCGCGGCGACAUUCUCAAGUUCAGCCGUGGCGUUGCAGUGUUGCUGCUGCUCAUUUACAUCGGGUUCUUGUACUUCAGCUUGUCGUCGCACAAGGAGUUCUUUGAAGAUGACAACGACGGCGAAGAGGAGCAGCCGCAGAUGAACAUGACUUCGGUGAUUAUCACUUUGGUCGGCGUCACGAUCCUGAUUGCGGUCACGUCCAACUGGCUCGUUGAAGCGAUCAACGGCGUCGCUUCGACGGGUGCCAUCACAAGGACGUGGAUUGGUUUGGUCUUGCUGCCGAUUGCGAGUAACGCAACGGAGCACUUGGCGGCAGUGAUCUUUGCGUGGAAGAACAAGAUCCAGAUGGCGAGCAGCAUUGCCAUCGGCUCGUCGAUCCAGAUUGCGCUGUUCGUCAUUCCACUGCUCGUGCUGAUCGCCUGGAUGGGCGAUAAGCCGUUGACGCUGCUCUUCGAUCCGUUUGCCACGAUCUUGCUCUUCUUGACCGUGCUCAUCGUCAACUUUGCGAUUGCCGACAACAGGUCCAACUACUUGGAGGGGUUCGUGCUGAUCAUGGUCUAUCUCAUUGUGGCGCUGACCGUGUGGUUCGUGCCGGACGACCUGGCUGAUUCGCUCUUCUCCGAUAAUUACUGUCGCCAUCGUUGA